UAUUAUUCACCACCACCACAAUCCCUACAGCUGAACAGCGGGAACUUCCCUUAACACUAGUGGCCGUCCAUGAUGCAACUGGCUUGCCUUUGCUCAGCUGGCAUGCUUCCUCCUACCUGAUUUCUAAAUAAGAUAAACAUAUAUCACCAGGGUCUUCAACUUUAGCUUUGCCACCUACAGUUGCUACUACGGACUUACUACUAUUACUACAUAGUACUAGUACUAAGUCAGUAGUGCUCAGUACAACUAACUACCACCCACCAUCUACCAUCUUUUAUCUACCAUCCUUGACCCAUUUUCUGUUUCACACGAUUCCCCCUUCAGUCAGACAACAUGGCUGAGUUCUUGCGAUCCCAGAUUUUGGGGACUACAUUCGAAACCACCAACAGAUAUUCCGACUUGCAGCCUGUUGGACUUGGUGCCUUCGGGCUUGUUUGCUCGGCUUAUGACAUGAUUACGCGCCAGCCUGUAGCUAUCAAGAAGAUGAUGAAGCCGUUCUCCAACGCCACCCUCGCCAAACGGACCUACCGCGAAGUCAAGCUAUUGAAACACCUGCGUCAUGAAAAUCUCAUUGGCCUAAGCGACAUUUUCAUCUCGCCACUAGAGGACGUUUAUCUGGUGACGGACCUUUUGGGAACUGACCUCAACCGCCUCCUUACCUCGAAGCCUCUGGACGGCAAAUUUGUUCAAUAUUUCACCUAUCAGCUUUUGCGAGGCCUCAAAUACAUCCACUCCGCAGGCGUGAUACACCGUGAUCUCAAGCCGAGUAACAUACUGAUCAACGAGAACUGUGACUUGAAGAUCUGUGAUUUCGGUCUUGCGCGACUGCAGGAGCCUCAGAUGACCGGAUAUGUCUCAACUAGAUAUUACAGGGCACCAGAAAUUAUGCUUACAUGGCAAAAAUACGGAAUGCAAGUGGACAUCUGGAGUGCUGGCUGCAUUGUCGCAGAGAUGCUUCGCGGAAAGCCAUUGUUCCCAGGAAAGGAUCAUAUCCACCAAUUCUAUCUGAUUACGGAUGCUCUGGGGAACCCGCCUGAUGAGGUCAUUGAGAGAAUCUGUACAAAAGCCGCCCUUAAUAUUGUGAAGUCGCUGCCGAAGCGCCAGCCAGCCCCCUGGGCGACUUUGUUUCCAGACUCUGAUGAAGACGCUAUUGACCUCCUUGCAAAGAUGCUCAUAUUUGAUCCCGACAAGCGGAUCUCUGCUGCGAAAGCUUUGGAACAUCCCUACUUGGGCGUAUAUCACGAUCCCACUGAUGAGCCGGUUGCUGAGCAAAAGUUCGAUUGGUCUUUCAGUGAAGUAGCCCAUUCAAUCGAUGAAUGGAAAAUCAUGAUAUACACUGAAGUUGUAGACUUCCAUGAUCUUGGGCCUACCGGAGAACCAGCAAUCACGGAGCCUUUCUUGCCUCCCGACCCGAGCCUCAGCCCCGAGGUCCUUGACCCGCUUGGCCAGAUACAAACCCAAAGCAUGGUCACCAAAUCCGCGGACACUCUAGACCAGGAUAUUUUGCAGUACCUCCAGAUUUAGACUGCGCCAGUUUAAAGCUCACAAAGGAAGCGGGAACCGCAAGCUCGGUGAACUAGUUCCGUUUGUCAUCACGAGGGUUGCUGGCACUGACAUCAUGAUGCGUCUAUUUUGUAAACCCUUUCGUCAGAUGAGGCUUUGAAGAUCGGUCAUUCGGCAAUGGGGAAAGUUCUAAUGCGUCCCUUGCCUAAAGCCUACCACAGGCACCACUAAACAGCGCAAGUUAGUGACCCAAUCUUCUCCAUUGGCCAUAACCCUUUCCCUACCAACGUCUUUCUUUGAUCCUCCCCGCCUUCGCACCGACUUCGAGACCCGAGUCUAGUCACUUACGCUGAAGGCCAGACAUAACACUUUCAUCCCACCCAACCAUUAGUGCCCACAAAACAACACCACACUAUCAGAGAAUAACCCUUUAUCGAAGCCGGACCAAACACAAUGAAAAUACUACUUCCCGCUUUGGCAACCUUAUUCCAUGUUCACGC
This is a messenger RNA of Aspergillus piperis CBS 112811, 2003 nucleotides long. RefSeq names its product mitogen-activated protein kinase mpkC (gene mpkC). The record is from RefSeq and is a predicted model, not a curated record. The coding region runs from base 334 to 1524 and encodes 396 amino acids. Lineage: Eukaryota; Fungi; Ascomycota; Eurotiomycetes; Eurotiales; Aspergillaceae. Gene Ontology annotation, cellular component: nucleus; cytoplasm. Gene Ontology annotation, molecular function: MAP kinase activity; ATP binding. Gene Ontology annotation, biological process: stress-activated MAPK cascade; protein phosphorylation; osmosensory signaling pathway. The transcript has 9 exons.